AUGAUCGAGGCAGUGUUUUGGCAGGUUGUGAUCGUUGCUCAAAUCAUUUGCUUACUCUCAUCGCUGUGUCCUGUGGAAGCCAAGACUGUGCGUGUGGGAAAUCGGUGCAAAUCCUCGAUAGGUUUGCCAGGACGAUGCGUGCUCCUCGACCACUGUCCAAAAUUGAAAGCAAUGGAAGAGAAGACGUACCUAACUCGGGAUGAGAUUCAUCUUUUAAUUGGCGCUUCCGGAGCGUGUCCGAAAGAAUCGGAGCAAUACUGCUGUGUGGAAGAGGACAUCCGCAGCACCACGAUCAAACCAACCACAGAUCAUCCCCAAUCGACGGAAAGGUUUAUGGAACGUGAUCACGUUGAAUGUCUACAAGAUCGGUUGGGCAUCAGUGCUGAAUCCAUCGCCAGGUCCUCUCUAGAUACCUCGUUCGGUGUAUUUAUCACCUAUUCUAGCAGAGGCAGGUUUAGCAGAUGCGUCGGAAGUCUGAUCACACCCGAGUACGUCCUUACGGCGGCACACUGUGUGCGGAAAUCAGGCGAUGUGGUGCUGUACGUGAACGCUCACGACGUCACACAGGAUGACGACGGGCUUAAAGGUGACGUCGAUCCAAUUAACGUUCUCGAGGUAAUUGUGCACGAAAAGUACAACACCACCAACCGGCAGCAUGACAUUGCUCUGGUGCGGCUGAAUGGAAGUAUUUCGCAGGGAAAUUCGAUCAGUGAUCCAAAAUCCAUCUGUAUCCCGAUGGACCUGGAACACGAUGAGACAGCCUCGGUGGGCCACACGUUAAGCUGUUUCGGGUGGGGUAUUAACGCUAACAGAACUCUCAGCAACAGAAAGCAGUGGAUGACGUUGGAGCGGAUAUCCUUGGGGCUGUGUCAGGCAAGGAUGGACUCGCUGAGGUUGGCACUCACUCGGAGGGUGAAGAUCAGCGAACGCAACAUCUGCACGAUCACUAUUACGGGACAUGACGCUUUCGCAGGAUACUCCGGUGGUCCACUCAUGUACCGAAAGGAUGGAUCUUGGUUUUUGAUUGGGCUUAUUAGUUUCGGGGUCGGUACAACUAGCACCAGUUUCCCGGUGGUCUCGAUCAACGUGCAGCAGUACACGAGCUGGAUACUGGAGAACAUUCUGAGGAGGAAUGUCUGA
This is a messenger RNA of Anopheles nili, 1140 nucleotides long. RefSeq names its product chymotrypsinogen A-like. The transcript is spliced from 4 exons. Gene Ontology annotation, biological process: proteolysis. NCBI's taxonomy places the organism in Eukaryota, Metazoa, Arthropoda, Insecta, Diptera, Culicidae. The record is from RefSeq and is a predicted model, not a curated record. Gene Ontology annotation, molecular function: serine-type endopeptidase activity. The coding region runs from base 1 to 1140 and encodes 379 amino acids.